This is a messenger RNA of Carassius auratus (goldfish), 1575 nucleotides long. RefSeq names its product FGFR1 oncogene partner-like. Lineage: Eukaryota; Metazoa; Chordata; Actinopteri; Cypriniformes; Cyprinidae. The record is from RefSeq and is a predicted model, not a curated record. The transcript has 15 exons. The coding region runs from base 501 to 1496 and encodes 331 amino acids.
CACAUUACGUUUUAUUGGUUUAAUCAAGCCCUUGACUGCUGUCUUGUCAGAUGAGACUUCAAAUGCUAAAGUUUCAUAGUUGUACAAUGUGAUAUCCUGUCUAGUUUGUAAGUGCACAAGCUGAACACAGAUGUCUCAAACAUGUGGUGUAUAUGACAAAUUUGUAUAAAUAAAAAAAUAUGUAAAAUAUUACACGAAUCAGGGAAUUUUCAAUAAUAAAGGGCUGCUACAAUGAUUUUAUCCCGAGUGUAAUCUGCAAUAAUUGUAGUGAUGUUUGUAAAUGGUUUUUAGGAAUUGUUGCCCCGUCAAAUUGCUGAUGCCCGCAAAAGAUUUGACAGCCAUGACAAGAACAGAAGUGGUGAGAUCAACAGAGAAGCUGUUAUUGGAAUUUUCACUGAUCUUUUUCCCCAGUUCAGCAGAAACAUGCUGGACAGUUACGUCACUGAGGAAUUUAGAGCCAAAGGCAAGAACACAACUGUAGACUCCAGGACUUCUUGGGAAUGUACAAAUGCUUUUUCAUUCAGUGUCGGAGUGUGGUUUCCAGUGAGAGUAGCUAUGCACUUUAUACCUCAAGUAACACCUCUGAAGAUAAAAUCAUUUCUUCUUCCACCAGCAAGAUACCCAGGUAUAAAGGAUUUGUUAAGCACAGUUCAGCGCAGAAAGAAAAGCCUGACCUAAAGGCUGGAGACAGAAGACCUGGUGAACCGCUGGGAUCUCAGAAGAACAGAGGAUCUGUUCAAGUGUCUGAAGGCACAGAUGAGGGAUUAGGUGAUGGGAAAAACCUCCCCACCUCACUGAGGAGAGCACUGGAGUUUGGCCUGGAGGAUGAGGAUGAAGGAGACUCGUUCUUUGAUGAUCCUCUUCCUCAACCUCAGAAGACCUAUGGCUGUGGUUUAUCUUCAGCAGAUAAGCCUUAUUCAGGGCAGAGGCAUUCUGAAAAAAGCUAUAGUCAGAAAGAUCAGCACUGGCAGAGGGAAGGGAGCCUUUCAGGGCGAUCCUUAUCCCAAAUGAGGAGGGGCACUAGCCUCAAUGAUCUGUCUGCUAUAGGCAGUGAUAAAGAGGGAGAUGGAGAGGACAUGCUCUCUGACUGUGAUAACAGGCCUAAACCCAGGGGAGAAGGUUUGGGCAGCAGUUUAGGAAAAGCAUUCAUGGCAGACGCGCAGCUGAAGAGUGCGGGAGGAUCGUUUGAGAGCAGUCAGAAAGACCAUUCAUCUGAUAAAAACGGUACGUCUAGUUCUAAAGAUAAGGUUGUAAAAGAGUUUCCCGUUCCAAAUGAGAAAACUGCAUCUCCUUUGCUGGAUGAUGAUCUUGACUAUGACGAUGACUUCAACAGUCAUCUCUCUGAAAACUCUAAGAGUGAAGUGAGCAUCGAUGAGGAGAUUGAGGUGGUGUCGAUAGAGGGGCCUGACAUCAGCCAUAAGCUUGAUAAAACCACUCAGGAUGUGAGCGUUUCACAGAUAAGUUUGGGUGCAGACUACAUUGAAGACGUUGCUUGAAACCUAUUUGUUGGUUCUUUAUUUUAUACUUUAUGUAUUUAUGGAUUUAGUUGACAAUAAAUAAUUAAUUACAGCCUGA